AAUAAAUCCCUGCUGAUUUAUUUUUUGUUUUGGCGAUUGACAAUAAAUUGAAUUCUUCCCAUUAAAAACUCCUCCCAGUUAAUUAAUUACUUAAUAAUUACCACUGGUUUUUUGCAAUGGAGUCGUAUGGCGUCCUUCCUGCCGACAAGUUGAAGAUUUGGACCAUCUUUCGGAACGUGGGAGUGGAAGGAGAGGAAAUUUUGAAGAGGGCGAAAUUGGUCCACGUCCACGACAAGGAGGGAUUCGUCGUCACCAAGACGGACGAAACUUACCACUUCAUCCAUGGCGGUUUAGGUGAUGCGAAAAUUGACAGAAUUCCUGAAUUGUGCAGGGUUCGAGUGAAAGAAUUCAUCAUUGGAGCAAUUAACCUCGCAAUUACGGAGGACGGCCGCCUCUACUCGUGGUGCAGUGAACUCCGCUCAGCCGAUACGCCAAUUGAAGAGCAAACUGAGCAGUUAGGACGCUCCGCUUCGGGGGAUGGUGUAUAUACCCCCACACAAGUGCAGUGUGGUGCGGCCAUACAUAAAAUUCGGCAGGUCGCAUUACUAGGGAUAGGGGAGGGGCGUGUCUUGGCGUUAACGGUGCUUGGCGAUGUCUAUCACUGGGCGACAGUGAGGUACAAACCAACGCCGAUUGACAAGAGACAAUCGAAUGGAAGGAAAGUUAUCUCGGUGGGGUGCUGUGCUGCGGCGUAUUUCGCUCUCAGUGAAUCCGGAGAGAUAUUUCGAAUUGGACCGCAAGCACUGGAGCAACUAGAAGUUAACGUGGGUGGCAUCCCAGUUAAGAAGAUUGCUACCACACAAACAACAAUUUGCGCUUUGACUUUAGAUGGUAAAGUGCACUCGUGGAGGCUUCAAGGUUCUUGGGGGCAAAUAGAACAGAUGAGGAUUCCACUGGUUGCUCAUUUCAAGGACGUCCAGGACAUUAAAACUUGUUGGAUGGAAGACGUUUGUAUUGUCGAGGUGAAGGGUAACUUACGUUUUGCUUGUUAUCUGGGAAUUCGGAUGGAUGUGAUUGUCCCGUACUCGUCCGUUCCGAUGGAGGAAUGUAUUGCCCAAAUAGGCCAAAAGAGCUACCGGACUAUGAUUGUGGGGCCAAUUAAAGAAGCGACGAAACGCACGUUAGGUGACAGUUUAUGGAGGAAUAAGAAAAGUAUGGACGUUACAUUUUCCUUGGAAGGGAAAAUGAUUUCAGCGCAUAAAUUGGUGCUCACGUGUGGAAGUGAAUAUUUUGCAAAAAUGUUUAGCGGCGAGUGGGUAGAGAAGAAAGGAUCCGUGAUUGAAAUCAAGGACACGAAGUAUGAAACAUUUGAAGCUAUACUGUUCCACAUUUACCACGACAAGGUCUCCUUUUUCGUGGACGAGAAUGAAAAUAUUUGUGAUCUGAUGAAGUUGGCGGAUUGUUAUUGCGAGGUGAAAAUUCGGCGUGAAUGUGAAGAGAUUCUUAUGCGGAAUAUCAACGACAAAAAUGCAUUCCUUUUGCUUCAAAAUGCCGCCGCAGCAAACGUUUUGGAAUUAGAGAAGAAUGCGACAAAAUUCAUUCUGGACAAUCGCCUCCUCGAUGUACAAUUAGCCUCGUCGGCAGGUGACUUGGUCAAUUUCUUGGGUAGGGAAAUAUUCGACAAGUUGGCGCUGGCCGCAUUUCGCCGAUAGUUUGGUAUUUAGCGUGUUCAUUCAGGAAUAAUUAUUUUCGUUCAUGUAUUACUUAAGAAUCCACUUAUUUGAUAAAUUACAUGGUUCACAUAAAUAAACAAUGUGAUAACAGCUUCAUGUUGAGUCUCAAA
Folsomia candida is the source of this 1783-nucleotide messenger RNA. RefSeq names its product RCC1 and BTB domain-containing protein 1. The transcript has 8 exons. The coding region runs from base 117 to 1652 and encodes 511 amino acids. Gene Ontology annotation, cellular component: cytoplasm. The record is from RefSeq and is a predicted model, not a curated record. Gene Ontology annotation, biological process: proteasome-mediated ubiquitin-dependent protein catabolic process; regulation of proteolysis. NCBI's taxonomy places the organism in Eukaryota, Metazoa, Arthropoda, Collembola, Entomobryomorpha, Isotomidae. Gene Ontology annotation, molecular function: ubiquitin protein ligase binding.